AUGGCUCAAUUCAGUGUGUUUCUGCUAUUGUCUGUGACAUUAUUAUGCACAUUUUUCCUGUACAAUACGACUGACUGGUCGAAGGCGGCUUCCAGCAGCAUAUUUGAAGCUUCAGCUCUGAACAAGUACAAAAGCGACCUUCCUCUUGAGAUAAAUGAGGCUUACGAUGAGUGGCACAAAUGUAUGAGUGACAUUUUAUACCCACUUCUGGAAAAUCCCGAAAAGCUCUGGUCUACCUUUCGAGACAGUGUAGGAAUCUGUCGAAAGCAGACUGUUAUGAAGAAACUGAAUCUAACUGGAGUUAAAAAUAAAGACGAGUUCAAGUAUCACCUUUAUAACACCACAGAUAAAACGCCUUCCGUUGUAAUCACUCUGGGAGUUGGAUGGGACGUACUUGCUGAAAAGACUCUUAAGACUCUGCUACCAAACGGUUCGCUCUUCUUCGGCGCUGAUCCUGUGUAUGAAACUAACGACAAACUCUACUCAACAGUCGGAACAUUCUUCCCCAUUGCUGUCGGCAACGAGACUAAGGUUACCAAAGCAUUUGUCAUGCCCAAGGAGUUGAAAGGUGAUUAUGAAUUUCAAACCAUGGUUCACAUCGAUGUGAUCACGUUUCUCACUAAGUUGACACGAACACCUUUCAUCGAUCAAUUUUUGAUGGACAAUGAAGGCCCUGAAUACGAUAUCAUUCCUAUGAUGGGAGUUGGAAAUGAGUUCGAUCAAAAUGGACUUGCCGUGUGUCAGAUAAACGCUGAGAUUCACCACAUACACGAGGAUUUUAAAGAACGAUUCGCCUCUCUGAUAAAAAAGCUUUUGAGCGAUCGCCGUUAUGCUAUCUUGGAUGUUGUAUCAACAGGACAUCAUCGCACUUUUUUGUUGAACUUCGGGAAUAAAAAAUGUGCUGAGAAAUAUCUAGCACAAUUUUUUAGAUAAAUCUUGAUUUCAUGGAUGAAAACAUUCUCCGCCUUGUUGUACAGUUUGCCUGUCUGCGUUAUUUGCGCAUUUGAAAGCUGUGUAAGAUUUGCAAGUUGACUUAACCAAUAAACUGCGCAGAUGAAUA
This is a messenger RNA of Cylicocyclus nassatus, 1060 nucleotides long. The record is from the annotation of a GenBank genome assembly. Lineage: Eukaryota; Metazoa; Nematoda; Chromadorea; Rhabditida; Strongylidae.